GCCGUUGUAUAUAUCCAGCUGGUUAAGAGCCCGACAUGGCCUUACGCUCGUUCCGACGAGGGUUUGAAUAAGUUUCGCAGCUUUGAUGAUGCGACUUGGUGGACGUCGGCGGAGAAGAUGGUGGGUGGCUGGCCUCAGCAUGCUCCUCGCCUGGCUCUGCAUGGAAAGGGAUGGCAUGAUGUUGGUGCAGCGAUGCUUCCGCUGCCGCAAUCAUACGGGAAAAUGAAAUGCUUAUACCUCAAUUUCCUCACCGUCAGAUCUUUGGCUCUGCUUGCCGAGCAUAUCAAGGUCUAUGGUGGCAUGGCAGCUGGCUCGGGCGGAUUGUAAAAUGUUGGGGGAUCUAGGGCAUAAUCGUGAUUGUCUUAGCUGAGAUUCCAGCUCCAGCCGCUAUUCCAG
This is a messenger RNA of Hyaloscypha bicolor E, 396 nucleotides long. RefSeq lists its product as uncharacterized. NCBI's taxonomy places the organism in Eukaryota, Fungi, Ascomycota, Leotiomycetes, Helotiales, Hyaloscyphaceae. Bases 118 to 327 code for a protein of 69 amino acids. The transcript has a single exon. The record is from RefSeq and is a predicted model, not a curated record.